Mytilus trossulus (common blue mussel) is the source of this 4373-nucleotide messenger RNA. RefSeq names its product steroidogenic acute regulatory protein-like. Lineage: Eukaryota; Metazoa; Mollusca; Bivalvia; Mytilida; Mytilidae. The transcript has 14 exons. The record is from RefSeq and is a predicted model, not a curated record. Gene Ontology annotation, cellular component: late endosome membrane; lysosomal membrane; endoplasmic reticulum membrane. Gene Ontology annotation, molecular function: lipid binding. Bases 250 to 1731 code for a protein of 493 amino acids.
CUUUUGUUUCUUUUAUACAAAAGAGUGCUAUAAAUCCAAAACACAGUGCAUAGUGUAAUGUUAACGCAAUUAUUAUACAAUUCAAAAGGCUGUGGUUUGUCUGACAAUAUAUCACAGUCCUUAAGACAUUGCUCAACACUCUGACAGCUUAUAUCAUGAGUGUUCUAUUAUUUCAUGACAGUAUAUACGAAUUACGAUCAGUGUAGUUUUCACAAAUCAUUAAUCAACAUCAUUGAGGAUCAAUUUUAAAUGAUGUCAGUUAAUAUGGAAGAGGAAGAUAUGGUACAAGCAGGCAGAACUCGUGACAGUCAAGCAAAAGAAGCAGCCAGGAUUAUUUAUGAAAGUUCUGGACAACCAAUUAGGCAAUCAAGCAUUUCACCAAACUAUGUACCAAAUGGUGUAAAUUCCUCUAAUAGUGAUUCAUGGAUGCAUGGAGGAAUGCUCCAGAUGUCAGCAGUCAGGAGGACAUUUUGUUUAUUGGUGACCUUUGACAUUGGUUUGAUUUUUAUAAUAUGGGUGAUAUAUACUCAGUUACUACCAACAUCAGGUGUUAACAAUAGAUGGGACCAGUUUAUAGACCAAGUACAAAGAUAUGACAUUUAUAAAUCACUAUUUGAUAUAGUUAUGCUGUCAACAGUUAGACUCACCCUGUUGUUACUAGCAUAUGCAUUAUUUAGAAUAAAUCAUUGGUGGAUGAUAGCAAUUACAACUACAUUAUCCUGCACAUUCCUGCUGGCAAAAUGUUUUGUGUUUAAUUUUGCUGAUAUGGAGCAUGAUAAUGCAUUAGGAUAUGUACUGCUGAUAGUAUCAUUUAGCAUGGCAUGGGUUGAGACAUGGUUUCUGGAUUUUAAAGUCUUGCCAUCUGAGAAAAAGGCAAGAAAGAAAGUAACUAUGGGUCAACAUGAUGAACGAUCGCCCUUGCUUGGAGAUGUAGAAGGUCAGAGACAUGGUCGUGAAUAUGCUGAAUACUACAGUCCAGAAAACAGUGAUGAAUCUGAUACAGAUCUGGAGAGAAGUGAAGGGACGAGAGGUCACAGUAGACAGGCAAGUCACUCCUCUGUUAACAGUUUUAUCAGUUUUAGGGAGCAAGAAUACAUUCAGUUAGGUGAUGAGUUAAUGGACAUUGUUUGGGAAAUGCAUCAAACUAAAGAUGGUUGGAAACUAGAGAAGGGAGAUAACCCAGAAGAUGGCAUUGUUCACAGUAUAUACAAUAAAAAAAUUAAAAGGAAAGUUUAUAGACUACAGAGUGAGGUAGAUUUUAGAGCUCAAUAUCUAUGGGAGGAGUGUGCCUAUCAGUUAGAAGAGAAUUCUCACUGGAACCCAACUUGUGUAGAAAGCAGAGUAUUACAAGCCAUCAAUGAAAAUACAGACAUAGCCUAUACCAUUGCAGCUGAAGCUGCUGGAGGUAUUGUGGCAGCACGAGACUUUGUUAAUCUACGAAGAUGGGGAGAGAGAAAUGGACAAUAUCUAUCUUUAGUUACACACACAACUUUCUCAGGGAUGCCUCAUCAGAAAAAAUAUGUCAGAGGUGAAAAUGGUUCCGGAGGAUUUUUAUUUGUACCUAUACCAAAUGAGCAACAUAAAUGUCAAUUUUUAUGGUAUCUCAAUACAAAUCUAAAGGGAUGGUUACCACAGCAGGCUAUCGAUGUGGGACUAACAGGAGUAAUGCUUGACUACUUAAAGUAUCUUAGAAUACACAUUGAAGAUCUCAAAAAUAGGGAAAAAUCCUGAGAAUAUAGAAAAGGAGAGAAAGAAUUGUGUUUUCAUUUUAACAAAAUAAGCAUUCUGUGAUUACAGUGAUUUAAAAUUAAGGUUGAUUUGAUUACAUGUUAUUGUAUGACAGAAGAAUAAGUCACUUAUUAUGUGUAUGAAGUUAAAGAUUUUUGGUAUGUGUGAAAUUUGCGAUGAUAUAUAUAUAUAUAUAGAUGGAUAACCUUUGUUUUUAAAUAGUUAGAUAAUGACCCAUGUAAAUAUUUUCAAUUUUAUUUGUAGAUCUUAACUCAAAAAACAACAUUUUAACAGAAUUUUAUCUUAUUUUCGUGUGGGCAGUGUAAAUUAUGUCCUUAUGUUUAAUUUGUUCUAAUAAGACAAUUUAUUAAGUUUCAUGGAUUGUCUCUGAGAGUCAUGGGUUCAAGCAGCUUGUUUUGUGACAUUUGAAGGCUCCUCAAAAUAUCAUAAAAUCCUCAUGUUAAAAAUGUUUAAAAUAUUAACUGUAUUGAUACAAUAUAUAUUUUUGAAUCGCCAGUAGUUAAUCUUGAUGAUAAAUUGAUGGGGUUAAGGUUUAGUGCAAACGGGACGUAUAUUAAUUUAUGAUAUACGAUUAUCCAUCGGUCCGUGCGUCUUACCGUCCGUCGUCAACAUGUCGGACAUUAACCUAAAAAUGUAUUCACCAAAUUGCAUUCUGGUGAAUUGUUUAUAUCUAUCGAACAGCGGUAUACUAAUGUUGCCUUUAUUUAUAUAUUUUUUUGAUUUUUAUACGACCGCAAAUUUUGAAAAAAUUUUCGUCGUAUAUUGCUAUCACGUUGGCGUCGUCGUCGUAAUAUUUUAUGAUGUAUUUAAAUGAGUAGUAAUUGUUGCAAACUCCAUUAGAAUAUUUUAAUUGAAAUUAGUUUUGGAAUAAGGGAAAGGGGGAUGUGAUUAAAAAAUUGGGUUCAAUUUUUCUCAUUUGAAAUUUCAUAAAUAAAAAGAAAAUUUCUUCAAACAUUUUUUUGAGAGGAUUAAUAUUCAACAGCAUAGUGAAUUGCUCUAAGAGAAAACAAAAAUAUUAAGUUCAUUUGAAUACAUUCAUUCUGUGUCAGAAACCUAUGCUGUGUCAACUAUAUAAUCACAAUCCAAAUUUAGAGCGGAAUCCAGCUUGAAUGUUGUGUCCAUACUUGCCCCAACCGUUCAGGGUUCAACCUCUGCGGUCGUAUAAAGCUACGCCCUGCGGAGCAUCUGGUUUAAAUUUCAGAUUUUACAUUUCCGAGUUGUGGGAUCUUCAUUAAAAAAAGGGUGAUUUUCCAGUUUUCGGACAAUCACUCAAAAAAGCCUAAGGUUCAUGAAACUUUGGUGAAUUUCUGAUAUUACAUUGAGAAGUCAUUGAACUUCAUUCUUCAAAAACAUCAUGGGCCUAUCAUGGGCUCAUGGCGCAGCUGUUUAUCAAUUGAAGAGACAAUUUUCUCAUAGAAAUCAAAGCUCCUGCAGAUGCAUAUAAAUAAAGGCAACAGUAGUAUACCACUGUUCAAUCUCAUAUAUCCAUGGACAAAAAAAAAUCGGGGUAACAAACUAAAACCGAGGGAAACCCAUAAAAAUAUUAUCGAACAAAGACACAACACUAAAAUUUAACACACACAGAAACGGACCAAGCAUUAGACAAAAUCCCACGAGAAUAACAAAUAUAACAUCAAAACCAAAUACAUGAAUUUGGGAUUGACAAUAACCUUGACACGUCUUAUCGCAAUGUGAAUUUACACUAAAAAAUAAGAGAAAACAAACGACGCAACGUUAAAAUGAAACACACACAGAAACGAACAAUAAUAUAACAAUGGCAGUAUUCCUGACUUGGUACAGGACAUUUAGGAAAAAAUGAUGGGUUGAACAUUGUUUUGUGGCAUGCCAAACCUCGCACUUUAAUGGCAAUGUUAAACUAACAUUGAAAUGACAACAUAAUAUUACAGGUCUACAAUACAAAUAAAUAGGAGAACGUAUUAGACAAAGAAACACGUCAUGAUUAAUAGAUAACAAAAAGCAUAAGGUUUAAACUAAAACAAAUACUUGUUGAUAAAAAUAAAACAUUUUUAAAUGUGAACCAAGUACUGCAGUUACUGAUAUUAAGCUUACUAUGAAUUGGCAAUUAACUCACUCUUCAAAUUGAAGAAAUAGAAAAAAAACAUGAAAUUAAAAAUGAAAGUAAAUAUUGUUCAAAUUGUACAACAAAACUAGGUAAACUUUAAUCAAUUAUUGUAAUUUAAAGUAAUAUGCUUUUUGUUACUGUUUUGUUACUCAGUAAUAAAAAAUCUUGCUCUUAGUUAUCAUCUCUGAUCAACUGAUUAUUUAUCAGGUUAAUAUUUAAGGUGAGUUAAAAAUGUGACAUAAUUAUAUAGAGUAUCUAGUGCUAUAUUUCCUCUAAACUUCAUGGCAAUAUGUAUGAACUUAUCAUGAUAAAAUAGUUUACAAUGGUUAUCUUUUCUUUUGCCUAAAUUUAUGUUUGGGUUGAAUGUGAUACAGACAGACAUCAGAAUUCCUCCAUCUCCUCAUUGUAGCUGGGAACAGUAAGAGGAAACAAACAAGCAGUUUGAAUAAUAUACUAUUACAGAGGAAAAGUAGCAAGUGCAUCAUAGCAAUAUACUUUUUUUUAUAUAGUUACUUAAUAAACAAUGACAUUUAUAAUUUAA